Messenger RNA from Apiotrichum porosum, 915 nucleotides. RefSeq lists its product as uncharacterized. The record is from RefSeq and is a predicted model, not a curated record. Bases 1 to 915 code for a protein of 304 amino acids. NCBI's taxonomy places the organism in Eukaryota, Fungi, Basidiomycota, Tremellomycetes, Trichosporonales, Trichosporonaceae. The transcript is spliced from 2 exons.
AUGGCCGUCCCACAACACACGCUCGAAGCAGUGCAGACGCACCUCGGCCUCGACACCCUCCCGCCUGCCAACCCCCUCACCCUCCUUUCGCUCCACCUCGACGCGCUGCCGCCCAGCCUCGCGCGCGACGUCGGCGGCGGCGUGAGUCCAAAGGAUCGCGCCAAAGUGCCCGGCAUCAAGGCCAGGAGAGUGCUCUACGGUACCUCUGGGCCCACAACCGCGCCGUCAAGCUCGACUUUACCUGCAGCAGCAGCCGCUGGCGCACCGCCGCGUCCUCGUCCUCCGCUCACCCUCACUGCCGAGGCCGGCCGCGUCCGCUGGCCGCUCCUCUGGGAACGUCUGGGCGGCGACCCGCGCGUGACGGCCGCAACAACGUCCCAGCGGGACGAGUCCGACUGGGCGUCUACGGGCUUUAUGCCUGGCCAAGAACGCUUCGUGGGGCGGCUGGGACGGAUGCUGGCCGAGGAAGAGGAGGUGCGCGAGUGGGAACAAGCACGGGGCGCGAGGAUGCGGGAGCGGAGGAUGGACGACGUGGGGGAGGAGUUUGAGGAUAGCGAUGACGACGACGACGUGGAUAUGGGUGUGGUUCCCCGAGUCGUGACGGGCCCCAAUGGCACGCCCAUACCCGUGUCGGCUGGGAUAGGGGCCGAGGACCAGGAUGCAGUGGUGGAGAUGUUUGAGCGGCAGCUGCUGGAGCUGUUCAUCGAUGGAUUGGAUACGCUCGACUACGACGACAUUGACUUUGCCGAGCCACUGGCAGAAGACCCCAUCGCCGCUCGCGAUGCCCAAGACGCGUGGUUUGACGACGAGCCGCCAAGCGCGAGCGCAGCUGUGCGCAACGGAGGUGCAACUGGUAAUGGCGCCGGGCACGGGGUGCACGCCAUGGAGAACGGGCAGGGCGAGUACGACUAUUAG